Messenger RNA from Drosophila subpulchrella, 827 nucleotides. RefSeq lists its product as uncharacterized. NCBI's taxonomy places the organism in Eukaryota, Metazoa, Arthropoda, Insecta, Diptera, Drosophilidae. The transcript has 3 exons. Bases 73 to 762 code for a protein of 229 amino acids. The record is from RefSeq and is a predicted model, not a curated record.
CACAACCCAAAGGCACGAAAAACGCACAUUGCUCAACGAGUUUCUUAGAUUUUAAAAGUUUUCUCCAUUAAAAUGUCCGAUAAUAUCGAGGAGGGAGCCAUUGGCGGCGAUGUGAACAACAAUAUCACAGGCAAUGGCCAGGAGGAAGUGCAUCCGCCGCAGCAGCCGCAAAACGAACUGCUCGACAUGGUUUUCACGUUGGAAAGCGAAAAGCAGGCGCUGCUAGAGGAGUCCCGCAAGCGAAUUGGGGCACUCCGCAAAGACUUUGAGGAAGCCAAGGUGGAGAAUGAGCGGUUAAAGCGGCGAGUGGUCCAGCUGGAGCAGUCCCUCAAGCAAUCCGUCAUGCUGGGCGGCACAGAUGCACCCAAGUCCCGGCAAGAACAGGAGGAGCUGCUGCUGAAAGCCAAAACAUUGCUGUUCGAGAAGACCAAGGUGAACAAGCAGCAGGAGCAGCAGAUAGCCGUGCUCAAGACCCAGGUGGAGACGGUUAAGGAUGUGCUGCAGGUGACCAAGGACAUGCUGCAGCUGAAGACCGCAGAGUGUGAACACACGCAGGCGCGUCUGGAGAAGAGCCAGCUGUGGAUCAAGGCGGAGCAGGACAAGUGUCUGCUAACGGAAAAGAAACUGCUCAUCUCGAAGGGAGUGUACGACAAGCUGCGUUCGGAAUACGACACCCAGUCCAGGAUAUUCAAGGAUCUAAAGUCUGCGUACGAACAGAAGCUUAAGGUUCUCACCGUGGCCCUGGAGGAAGCCAAAAAGUAGCUGAACAAUUUAAUAAACUACGUUAAUUAAAUGCACACAUUUCGUUUAUAAGUUUAAUAAUUUAA